AUGCCUGUCAAACGCCCCUUUAUUUCCAAGGAUCCUCUAGGAAAGUCCGUCAGAUCGGCCAGGAAGGUUCUCGGUGGGCGUGUGAAAGGAAAGAUGCAGGAGAAGUUCGAAAGUCCACCACCGGACAGUCCUCCCAUGAGCCCUAUAGUCACUUUGAUUGUAGGUCGGGAGCAUCGUCUUUUCGUGGCCCACGAGCAUCUCUUGUGUCGUUCUCCUUUCUUCACGGCCAUGCUCAGAGAUCAGUUCGUAGAGAAUGCCAUGAAUAUGGCGGUUGUACUACCAGAAGAAGAGCCUGAGAUCUUGUCCUCUGUUCUCGAGUUCUUAUAUAAGGGGGAUUAUUUCCCGCGUCUGCUCCGAAGCAAGGAUGCCAACUGCUGGGAGCUCGAGAUCACCCAGGAUGUACAUAUUCUCGGAGGCAGCGGGUCAAGCAAAGCCACAAUUUUUCACUCCGGGGUCGGUGGUGUUGUCCUCAGGGAUACAGCGGUGUACUGUGCUGCAGAGAAGUAUGGUCUGGACGAUCUCAAGCGCCUUGCACUUCGCAAGCAAGGUCUUCAGAGUGGCAUUCCUGUGGAUGUGAUCCUGCGAUCCGCUCGGUACGCCUACGACAACACACUAGACUCGGAGUAUCGGCUUCGCGCUCAUUAUCUUGCCAUGAUCAUUCGCACCCGGCGGAUCUUCAAGGGUAGUGGAACCAUGCAGUUUGAAAUGGAGACGGGACAUCCGUUCUUUUUCGAUUUGUUUGUUGCUAUGUGCAAUCACAUGGAUGAUCUUGAAGAGAUCAGCUCCUCCAGGAUGAUCUAA
Messenger RNA from Aspergillus tanneri, 801 nucleotides. RefSeq lists its product as uncharacterized. The transcript is spliced from 4 exons. The record is from RefSeq and is a predicted model, not a curated record. Gene Ontology annotation, molecular function: protein binding. Bases 1 to 801 code for a protein of 266 amino acids. NCBI's taxonomy places the organism in Eukaryota, Fungi, Ascomycota, Eurotiomycetes, Eurotiales, Aspergillaceae.